GGGGAGGGGAGGUGACAGUCUUCAGAGGUGCCUUGGACUCAGACCAACACCCCCACCCCCAUGUGUGCAGCCGUGUUGCCGCCCGCUGUGCUAUGAGCAGUCAGAGCGCCGUCUCCACAAGAGUUUACAAAUGAAAAUGGAGGAAAUGUCUUUGUCUGGCCUGGAUAACAGCAAACUAGAGGCCAUCGCUCAGGAGAUAUACGCGGACCUGGUCGAGGAUUCUUGUUUGGGCUUCUGCUUUGAGGUACACCGUGCUGUCAAGUGUGGCUACUUCUUCCUGGAUGACACGGACCCUGAUAGCAUGAAGGAUUUUGAGAUCGUGGACCAGCCGGGGUUGGACAUCUUUGGACAGGUUUUCAACCAGUGGAAGAGCAAGGAGUGCGUUUGCCCCAAUUGCAGCCGCAGCAUUGCUGCUUCGCGCUUUGCACCCCACCUGGAGAAGUGCCUGGGAAUGGGUCGGAACAGCAGCAGAAUUGCCAACCGCCGGAUUGCCAACAGCAACAACAUGAAUAAGUCUGAGAGUGACCAAGAGGAUAAUGAUGACAUCAACGACAAUGACUGGUCCUAUGGCUCAGAGAAGAAAGCCAAGAAGAGAAAAUCAGAUAAGAACCCCAAUUCCCCUCGAAGAUCCAAGUCUUUAAAACACAAAAAUGGGUUCUCUGUCUGUACCUCUGCAUCAAACACCCUUCCCCUUCUUUUUUCUUCUUCAGGGGAACUUAGCAAUUCGGAUCCUUUUAAGUAUAACAACUCAACUGGGAUCAGCUAUGAGACCCUGGGGCCAGAGGAGCUGCGUAGCCUGCUCACCACGCAAUGUGGGGUGAUUUCUGAACACACGAAGAAGAUGUGCACAAGGUCCCUGCGGUGUCCCCAGCACACGGAUGAGCAGAGGCGUACUGUGCGGAUUUAUUUCCUUGGGCCCUCAGCCGUCCUUCCGGAGGUGGAGAGCUCCCUGGAUAACGACAGCUUUGACAUGACCGACAGCCAGGCCCUGAUCAGCCGACUUCAGUGGGACGGCUCCUCUGAUCUCUCACCCUCUGAUUCAGGCUCCUCCAAGACGAGCGAAAAUCAGGGAUGGGGUCUAGGUACCAACAGCUCCGAGUCACGCAAAACCAAGAAAAAGAAAUCCCAUCUGAGCCUGGUAGGGACUGCCUCCAGCCUAGGCUCCAACAAGAAGAAGAAGCCAAAGCCACCGGCACCCCCGACGCCCAGCAUCUACGAUGACAUCAACUGACUUGGGUGCAAGGGAUAGCCUUUGGCUGAGCAGAGCCCUCUCUCCUGACCCCCACCCAGGUGGCAGAGCCUGGCGAAUGGACGGCUGCUGGGGGUUUGGGCUUGGGAAGCUUGGUGGGCCAGGCGGGCAGGGGAUCCAGUUACAUGCCCCUGGGGGGCAUCAGGGUCCUCUGCAGUGGAGCACGACCCCUCGGCGUGCAGGACUCAGACCUGGACAUAUUAUGCCUUGGACAUAAGUUCGGUGGGGAGGCAGUUUUCCUAUUUAUUCUGUGAGUUACUGGAUGUCCAGCCAGGCCAGGGGCCUGACCUGGGCACUGUGCCAGGGCACUGCCUGCCCCCCACCCCAGGAACUGGACUAAGCCCUGCCGAGGGGCACUGUGGCUACCCGGGAGGCUGUGGGUUCUAAGUUGAGCCUGGAGGGGCCUCUCCUGGCUGCCCUCAGCAAUGUGAAUGGGUCCGGUGCUUGGAGCUGAGGGGCAGGGCUGGGCAUGUCCUGUCUGUGUGCAGAGUCCUAUCAGAUGCCCCCAAUCCCAGGGGCAGGCAGGCACACAGUGCUGCCUGCUAGGGUGGGCGUCCAGAACUGCCGCCGCCUUCCCUGCCCCUCACAGGGGCAGCCCUUUCCCCUCAGUCCCCACGGGCCUCCUUGGCAGCAGGAGCUGUCCUUUUGUUGUUGGGUGCCAGGAAAGGGCCUCCAGCCUCUACAGCUUCAAGGAAUGGGAAAGGGGAGGGUAGGAAGAGGGAGCUGUGUAUCAAAAUUACUCCCCCCCUCCCUCUCCUCCCUGACCCAGGGCUGGUGAGGACUGGGGCCCCAAGGUGAGAGGGAACGGUGCUGCUUUAUUUGAAAUGUUUUCUUACCUCAUUCCCUGCCCCAGGAAGGGGCCCAGCCUCACCCUCCUGGGGUUGCCCCAUGAUCCUCCCGCCUACCCUGCCCCACUGCCCUGCAGGGGCAGCCUGAGUUCCCAGCUGCUGCUUGCCAUCCCUUCACCUUGACCAGCUUUGGUUCCUCUCUCAAUGCUCCUGCCUCCAAAGCCUGCCCUGUGUCCCCUUCCUUAGCCGCUUUUAAGUUAUUUAUUCUGUACUUGUGGUUCCGGGCUCUGAGGAAAAUCCUGAUCUUGUACCUCUCCCCCUUUGCUAGAAGUGGGGUGGGAAGAGGGUGGUCUCUGUGCUUUGGGUUGUCAGCAGGGGAGAAGAGGCGUCCCUGCCCCUCUGUGGGACUGUUAUGCCAGUGUGCCCACUUGCCUGGUCUACAUCUGAUGAGAUGUACCGUCCCACCCUGCGCGGGCACCACCUCUCCCAGGAGCCGAGCUGGAAGACCGCAGUCUGGGCUGGGAACAGAGCUGACUGACAGGGGGGACAGAGUUGACCCUGAGCCAAGUUCUCUGGCACUUGCUGGAUGUGUCCCCUGCCCUCCUCCCAGGAGGAGCCAUCCCACAUUUGGGUAGAAAGUACCCAGGACUGGUUGGACUGAUUUGGGUUAGGGACCCUAGAGGGUUAAGGGAACAACAGAGAUAGGGCUGCAGUGUCCUGUCUGGAACCCCAAUCUUCCCUGGGGUUAUUCUGAUUGUGGCCGAUGCCUGGUUACAAAUUGGUUUUUAACCCAAGAAUUGUGCUUAUUUUUUAAAAGCCAAACAAAUUUUGGCAGGAGUUAGAAUAAAUCCUGGGGCCUGGGUUCCUCUGUUCUUGGCCCUCUGCAGAGGGAAAAGAGGAUCUCAGUGAGCCUCCAGCCUGCUUCCAAGGGAGGUCUUGGGAGGAGGCUGAAGGUGAAGGGAGGAAGGCCGGGGGGCCACUCUCCCUUCCAUGAGGCAGCUGCAGCUCAGGCCCUAAUACCUUUUCCCCUCUGGCCUCUCCCUUUCCCCCUUCUAGUUGGAGGAGGGAGAAGGGAAAAGUAGUUUGGGAACUGGUUUGUCCACAUAAACUUCCCCGUUGUUCCUUGGCCACCCUCAGGGCAGAGCCCCCUGCCCAGGUUGGGUAAGAGAUGGGCUUGGUCCAGCAGGGACCCUGAGGGAACAGACCCCUUUCCUUCUGGGGAGAGUGUGCCCCCCUACCAUGUAGUUGAACAGGGGCUAGGAGCUCCCCACUCCCCUCCCUCUAACAGCAGGCUGUGUGGGUUUCAAUUCCCAUCCUUCCCACCCUGGCUAGGUGUCGUCCACCCUGUAUCCUAUCAUGUGUCUGAGUGUGUGGGGGGGGUUCUGUACUAAUUUCCAUGGCCGGUGGCUUUUCCUUCCAUGCAUCACUCCCCCCCGCAUGCCCAGGGGCCACCCGCCUGGCAUUACCGCAUGCUGGGGUCAUUGGGGGAGGGGGGUGGGGCUCACGCUGUCCUGUGGUCUUGAGAUUUUUAUUUUUGCAUAUGUAAUCCAUCCUGUACAGGUAGCUAACUUUGUAAACGCUGUGUAUUCCCUCUGCCCCCAUGGCUGCUGGUGUAAAUAAACUGCAUCUCCCGUUGGUA
Molecule: messenger RNA, 3676 nt
Organism: Tupaia belangeri chinensis (Chinese tree shrew)
Lineage: Eukaryota; Metazoa; Chordata; Mammalia; Scandentia; Tupaiidae
Gene: ATXN7L3
Product: ataxin 7 like 3
Exons: 12
Coding region: 131-1231 (366 amino acids)
Biological process (GO): positive regulation of DNA-templated transcription; regulation of transcription by RNA polymerase II
Cellular component (GO): SAGA complex; DUBm complex
Molecular function (GO): transcription coactivator activity
Source: RefSeq, a predicted model, not a curated record